AUGUCUAAAAAUCAUAUGGAAGGGUUAAAUAUACUUAAAGUGGCUAUCCUCUAACUUAAAUCAAUUAAAUAUACUUAAUUUACUAGAAAUAAAAUUCGAAAAAUUCUUUCAUUGAAAUACAAUAAAACUCUUUAAUAAGACCCUUUAAAAUUUAGAAAUGAAUGCUUUGCCUAUUAUAGUCUUAUGAAAUAGGAAUUACAUCAAAAAGAUUUAACAAUAACUACUGCAGAACACUUAAAGAAAACUAUGAAAAAUAAUUAUUGGGUAAAAUGA
Messenger RNA from Paramecium sonneborni, 273 nucleotides. The record is from the annotation of a GenBank genome assembly. Lineage: Eukaryota; Ciliophora; Oligohymenophorea; Peniculida; Parameciidae.